Molecule: messenger RNA, 1551 nt
Organism: Melopsittacus undulatus (budgerigar)
Lineage: Eukaryota; Metazoa; Chordata; Aves; Psittaciformes; Psittaculidae
Gene: ASB5
Product: ankyrin repeat and SOCS box containing 5
Exons: 7
Coding region: 206-1090 (294 amino acids)
Biological process (GO): protein ubiquitination; intracellular signal transduction; positive regulation of protein catabolic process
Molecular function (GO): protein binding
Source: RefSeq, a predicted model, not a curated record
AUGAAAAGUUGUUAUAUUACAAAAUGAAAUGUGAAAAUGAAUAAAAGGGGCUGCAGUCUUUCAACAUAAGAAAAGUAACUGGCAACUUGUUUAUGCGCAUAUCAUCAAAGCUGUGUUUACUGAAGGGUGCAAGUUCGUGUUACAGUGAGCUGCUGAUCUCCUUCCAAACAUAGCUGGAGUGAACAGGCCCAACUAGCAAGAACAGAUGUUUAUUUUUUUAUUUUCCAGAUUGAAAGAAAUGAGUAGGAUUUAUAAUUGCAAUUGGCUGGAAGUGCCAUGGGGAGAUGGAGACUUAGGUUCUUGGGCAGAUCGCUCACCUCUGCAUGAGGCAGCCAGUCAAGGACGUCUUCUUUCUCUAAAGACUUUAUUGUCACAGGGGUACAAUGUUGACACACUAACAAUUGACCAAGUAACACCACUUCAUGAAGCCUGCUUGGGAGAUCAUGUAGGAUGUGCAAGAAUUCUUCUUGAAGCAGGAGCAAACGUAAACGCUACAACAAUUGAUGGAGUCACACCUUUAUUUAAUGCAUGUUCAAGAGGCAGUGCAGCAUGUGCUGAGCUCCUGUUAGAGUAUGGCGCCAAAGCUCAGUGGGAGUCCUGCCUUCCAUCACCAACGCAUGAAGCAGCCAGUAGAGGUCACAGUGAAUGUCUGGAGGUACUGAUAUCCUCAGGUAUAGAUAUUGACCAAGAUCUCCCGCAUUUAGGAACACCUCUGUAUGUAGCCUGUGUUUCACAGCAGAUCCAUUGUAUUCGAAAGCUUCUUUAUGCAGGUGCCAAUGUGCAGAAAGGAAAGCAUCUGGAAACCCCACUCCAUGCUGCUGCCCAGCAUUCUAGUACAGAGAUUGUAAACUUACUCCUUGAAUUUGGGGCAGACAUAAAUGCCAAAAAUACAGACUUUGAGAGGCCUGUCGAUUUAGCUGCUCCAAGCAGUUUAGUGGAGAGAGUGCUGCUCCUCCAGGAAGCCACACCCUCUUCUCUUUGUCAGCUCUGCCGAUUAUGUAUCCGAAAUUACAUAGGAAGAGCUAGACUGCAUCUUGUCCCACAACUCCAGUUGCCAACCAUACUGAAGAAUUUCUUACAGUACAGAUAACAGAGUAACUAACCUUUAUGAACAUGAAUAACAAGUACUUCUGUUUAUUGUAUGUUUUACCUAAAAAACUGCUGGGCAGAAAAAUGCCAUUUACAUAUUACUUUAAAAAAAUAUGUAUCUUUGACAGCUGGUGUUGGUAAAUAAUAAUUGGGAACCAUUCAGCAAUUGGUACCAAGGUGCUAUUAAGGCUGAAUUGAAUAAGUGUGCUCAUACUUGGAGGAAAUUAUUGUAUAGCUUUAGCUUAACACUUACUAAAUAGCUUUAGUGCUGUUAAUUUUAAUUGUAUUUACACUUCUAAGAUCUGUUUGACACAUCUGAAACAUGAAGAGUUUCUUCAUUAUUAUUUGUUAAGUUUGUCCAGUUGGAGUCAUUAUUUUAUCUGUUUUUAAAUUUCCAUUGUUUGUGUACCUAAAAAUACUGGAUGACAGGUGCACUAUAUGCAUUGUUAACAAUAAUAAUAA